ACUUCAGUAGUUGGUCUACCAACUGCUGUGGCCAUCUUUGGUGUUUAGUGCCAAGAAGGAAAAAGAUAAUUUCACGUUCAUUGAAAGGUUCUCCACUGCAGACUCCACUGUAAAGGUAUCAAUUAACAACCACUGAAUACCUGUUCUGUUAGUUGGAGACCUGGACCAGGAGAAGCCUUUUUUUUUUUCCUACAUGGAAAUCCUUGAGGAGAAAGCCAUGGGAGGGAUACAUCGAACCUUGCUGUGCCAAGGCCCCGUGGAACUCAGAAGAGGCUGGAGAAGGAAGAAACAACAUCUCUCCUUGUUCAGUGAUGUUUUGAUUGUAUCUAAUAACCUGUGUAAGGGACACUUUAAGAUGAAAUAUGUCAUCCCACUGAGUUAUCUGUGGAUGGGUGACUAUGUGGAUGUAGUCGGGACAGACAACAGAUCUGCUUGCAAGUCGAUUCUCUUGUCCUGGCCCAUGGGAAAUUUUGUGGCUUCAUUUCGUUCCAUGGAACAGAAAGAUUGGUGGUAUUUUUAUCUCCAAAGGUCCAUUAAUGAAGCCACAAAGGGCUACAGGAAGCAUGUUAAACUCCCGAUAUUCACCGAGGACAUCCCAAGCUGUGACAGUCCUUUAUAUGUAACAACAACAGACUUGGAGACGGUGAAUGAUGUUAUCAAGAAGUUGCUACCUAUGAUAGGAAUGCCUAGUGCUCAAGAUUACCAACUGUGGUUCUGUCGUGGCUUCCAAGAAGCCCCAAGCCUACUCCAAGGUAAGUAA
Messenger RNA from Peromyscus maniculatus bairdii (prairie deer mouse), 760 nucleotides. The record is from RefSeq and is a predicted model, not a curated record. Lineage: Eukaryota; Metazoa; Chordata; Mammalia; Rodentia; Cricetidae.